This is a messenger RNA of Styela clava, 1578 nucleotides long. RefSeq lists its product as uncharacterized. The record is from RefSeq and is a predicted model, not a curated record. Lineage: Eukaryota; Metazoa; Chordata; Ascidiacea; Stolidobranchia; Styelidae.
AUAAAUUUUGUAGACUUAAUCGCGAUGAAUAGAUGUACUCGUAUACUUCUGUUGCUCUCAGCUCUUUGGCAGUUUAGCGAUGCCACGAAAACACAUCUCUGUCAGCAAAUGAGCGAACUGUUUGCGUCCGAAUGCGAAGAUAUGUCAAAACCUGGAGAACCAGCUGUAAUGAAGGCGCUACAUGAUUCUUCUGUAAUAGCAGACUUUGAAAUUAUCAAUGAAGAUCUAGCAGAAAGAAUUACAUUUCUGGAAAACAAACUGAUCAAUAUGGAGGAGAGGUUUGGAAAAUUGUUGAACAAAAACGUCAAUGAAUCGGAAACUAUCACUCGAGAUACGUGUCCUGUGCGGUACGAGGAAAAGUGCUAUCGUGCGAUCUUGCACGAAAAGCAAGAUGUAGAUUAUGAGGAGGGGAAAAAUCUAUGUCAUAAAAUAGGAUGGAAGCUGGCUAAUGUUUAUUCAAUAGAACAUUUUGAAAAAUUGAAAAAAUAUCUUCUCACUCUCGUUGAACCGACAAAUUAUGUCACUGUAUGGGUUGCAAUGAGAUGGGAUCACAGAAGAAGGUAUGUCAUUUUGUCAAAUGGCGCAAUUGCUGAAGAUCUACCGACUCUGACAGGAUAUCCGAUUACAAAUAAUGCAACAAUGAACCUCUACAUAGAUAAUUCAACCGAUGCUGGGUCCAUCGGUCUGAUGAAUUAUGAUCAGUAUUUUAUGAGAAGAGGAGCAUUGUGCGAAGUGUAAAGCUGUGUUUUGCAAGAGCUUGUAACAUUCCUGCUGAAGGCAUUUGGUGGCAAAAAUUAAUAAUUUGAUAUAAAGAUUUUGCUAACUAGAAACGGUUUUUGUGUAUUCUCUACAAAUGCUCAGACUAUGUCUUGUGUAAUUGUAUGCUUUGUAUUCGACAGUAAAUUCUUUUUUUUAUUGUGUUUCCUAAACUUUUUCCAAUUGCCUCUGCCCCUUACGUAAAGCUGCUUUCACACCCAUAAGUCGAUUUUUGAAUUUCACAGUUAUAUAUAUAAAAACUCAAGUUGAGUGCCACAAUCGAAAUUAAGCAGCAUAUGGUAGGCUAUCUUCGUGAAGAACUAGAAGUAGAUAAACGCAACCACGUCAUCCGCUUAGAUAACAUUAAUUAAGCUGUUCAAGUUCUUUAACACUAUCUUGGUUAAAAUCGUAAAUUUAUCAUCUUUUACUGCGUUCACCAAUCAACAGCCAACAUGCUUUAUAGCUUAACAGGUACACCAAGUAUAAAAACUCGAAUGUGUUUGUUGUAAGGUUUCAAAUGCAGACGAAUUGAAUUCAGAAAUGUAAUUUGAGCCAUGUCGAGACUAUUGGGAAAAAAUGAAAUCAUGUAGGACAGGUUACUACGAACACGUAAAAAAUAAUAAUGAAUACUUUACAAUUUCAGCUGUUGUGAUUUAUCUAUAGACCAAUGGCAUAUUCUCAAAAUACCAUCCGGGAAACGAUUAAAAGGCGUAAGAUUUCUAUAUAUAUAUAUGUUUGUUUCAACUAGCAAAAAGUGAAUAUGAAAUAUAUAGAUCAAUGAACCUCAUACAAAUAUAUGCUCUUAACUUUGUCGUAAUCUAC